AUCGACCUUCAUAAUUUGUAUAUUGUGUCUUUAAACCAGUCGGCAAUCACAACUUACAGUGGCUGGUGAACUGAAUUACUGUAUUAAAUUACCGAUCGACAAUAAUAAGUUACACGUUAUAGUGUCAGUUUGUAUCAUAACCACCGAAUAACCGCGUAACUGUUUGAGUGCGCAUAUAACCUUAUACUCUAUAUGCUCGUGAAACUGAACUAGGAAUAUACGUAGUAAUGUUUUCUACAACUAGAAUAAGUAAUAAAUUGUGCCCUAAUACCAUACUGAAAUGGAUUUUCAAAAACCAGGAAGGAAAAGGGAUAGCAUCAUUGGCGUCACUGUCAGAAACACAUCAAUUGUUAUACAAAACAUGCAGGGAUUUUGCUGAAGGAGAACUUAAACCUAUAGCUGCAAAAACUGAUCGUGAAAAAUUGUUCCCUAAAAAACAGAUCGAAGAAAUGGGCGAAUUAGGCCUUAUGGCUGUUUGUAUUCCCGAAAAUGUUGGAGGGACGGGUCUUGAUUAUUUAUCUUAUGCUAUUGCCACGGAACAGAUUUCUAGAUGCUGCGCUUCGGCUGGUACUAUAAUGGCCGUGCAAAAUAUUUACGUCAACGCUAUAAACAAUUUCGGUAACGAUAAACAGAAAGAAGAAUUCCUACGACCAUUUACGGAUGGGAAACAAAUAGGUUCAUUUUCUUUGAGCGAGCCAGGACUAGGAAGUGAUGCUAGUGCUGUGUCGACAAAAGCUACGAAAAAGGGUUCUAACUAUAUAAUCAAUGGAACGAAAUCCUGGACUACGAAUGGUUUCGAAUCCAAAGGAUUAGUCCUAUUCGCAUCCACUGAUAAAUCAAAAAAACACAAAGGGAUUAGUUGCUUUUUGUUGAAAAAAACUUUUCCAGGGUUUUUCGUGGGGAAAAAAGAAGACAAAUUGGGCAUACGAGGAUCGUCGACGUGUGGCUUGGUAUUCGAAGACUGCCCCGUACCCGAAGAAAAUGUCUUAGGCGAACUGGGAAAGGGUUUCAAUUAUGCGAUGAUAACUUUAGACGCAGGCCGCAUAGGAGUCGCCGCCCAAGCUUGUGGUAUCGCCCAAGCGUCCUUGGAGCUAGCUGUCGAUUACGCUUCCAAAAGAAACUCGUUCGGAGUGCCGAUUGCCAAAUUACAAUUGAUACAGAACAAAAUCGCUGAUAUGGCGUUGAGAGUGGAGAGCGCCAGGCUUUUGACGUGGCGUGCGGCUCAUCUAAAAGACUCGAACGCGUCGCACUCGAAAGAAGCCGCCAUGGCCAAGUUAGCGGCGUCUGAGGCGGCCACGUACAACGCGCACCAGUGCAUACAGGUGUUGGGCGGUAUGGGUUACGUGUCAGACAUGCCGGCCGAGAGGUAUUACCGCGAUGCCAGGAUAACGGAAAUUUACGAGGGAACGUCCGAGAUCCAGAAGAUAGUGAUCGCUGCCAACGUGUUCAAAGAGUAUGGAGUGUAGACAAGCAUAUUCAUGUUAACCUAUUACCUACAUGAAUAUAUGUUUUAAUUUUUAAGCAUAUAAUAAAAAACCAUUGUAUAUUAAAUGCCAAAUAAAAUAUGCUAUGCAGUAUACAAUA
This is a messenger RNA of Acyrthosiphon pisum (pea aphid), 1584 nucleotides long. RefSeq names its product short-chain specific acyl-CoA dehydrogenase, mitochondrial. Gene Ontology annotation, molecular function: short-chain fatty acyl-CoA dehydrogenase activity; flavin adenine dinucleotide binding. Gene Ontology annotation, biological process: butyrate catabolic process; fatty acid beta-oxidation using acyl-CoA dehydrogenase. The coding region runs from base 228 to 1466 and encodes 412 amino acids. NCBI's taxonomy places the organism in Eukaryota, Metazoa, Arthropoda, Insecta, Hemiptera, Aphididae. The record is from RefSeq and is a predicted model, not a curated record. Gene Ontology annotation, cellular component: mitochondrion. The transcript is spliced from 9 exons.